Molecule: messenger RNA, 8279 nt
Organism: Micropterus dolomieu (smallmouth bass)
Lineage: Eukaryota; Metazoa; Chordata; Actinopteri; Centrarchiformes; Centrarchidae
Gene: phf21ab
Product: PHD finger protein 21Ab
Exons: 19
Coding region: 266-2830 (854 amino acids)
Biological process (GO): negative regulation of transcription by RNA polymerase II
Cellular component (GO): histone deacetylase complex
Molecular function (GO): chromatin binding
Source: RefSeq, a predicted model, not a curated record
CUGAGCUGAAUGAGAUUGAAGAAGAGUUCUUCUUGUUUUGUAGCUUCAGUUUCUCUGUUUUUACACAAAUUUUGCUAAAACUAAAUAUAAAAUAGUGCAACAAAACAAAGCUCCGCGGGGAGGAGUGAGCAGGACUGUUUGUGUGCUGUUAUUCCAUCGCGGAUCGGCUUCUUGGAGAUAUAUAUUUAAUUAAUCUAGAGGAGGACUGCUGCUGAGGCAGCACAGAGGGGUGGAGUCCAGUCCCACAGCCAGGUGCGGCACUUUAAUGCUUCAGGUGGAUGGUUUUCCUACUGGAGACGGUGUUAAGGUAAAAGCCCAGGCUGAUCGAUCGGCUGGCAGACUGACUGGAUCCAUGAUGGAACUACAGACGUUACAGGAGGCUCUGAAGGUGGAGAUCCAGAUCCAUCAGAAACUGGUUGCCCAGAUGAAGCAGGACCCUCAGAACGCAGAUCUGAAGAAGCAGCUCCACGAACUUCAAGCGAAGAUCACAGCGCUCAGUGAGAAGCAGAAGAAGGUGGUGGAGCAGCUGAGGAAGGAGCUGUUGGUGAAGCAGGAGCCAGAGGCAAAGCUGCAGCUGCACGUCCAAACUCCUCCAGGAGGCGUCGACAUCAAGCCGACCAACCUGCUGCAGAGCCAGCAGAUACCUGGAGCACUGCAGCAGACCCUGACAGUCACGCCGGUCCUCACCACGAAGACUCUACCUCUGGUGCUGAAAGCUGCCGCCACGCCCACCUUGCCUGGAUCUGUCCUGCCACAACGCCCAGCCACUGUCACUAUGGUCACCACAGCUAUCACCAAACCCGACUCACAGAACGCCCCCAUCAAUCUGCAGGUGGCCAGUAAGCUGACCAAUCAGAGCUCGGAGCCCGUGCGACUGGUAUCCAAGAACACCAUGAUGGUGCAGGCCACCACCACCGCCCAGCCAAUCAAAGUUCCUCAGUUUGUCCCUCCUCCUAGACUGAUGCCUCGACCCACCUUUCAGCCACAGGUCAGGCCAAAACCGGCCACACCCACCAACGUCCCCAUCGCCCCGGCCCCUCCCCCGCCCAUGAUGGCAGCCCCCCAGCUGCUCCAGAGGCCCGUCAUGUUGGCUACCAAGCUGUCGUCCUCGCUGACCUCGGCGGCUCCCAUCCACCAGGUCCGUAUCGUUAACGGUCAGCCCUGCGGUAAGACCCCGCUGACAGGCAUCGUCAUCACCACGCCGGUCACCGCCGCCCCCACCCGCCUCGCCAGCCCCGCCCAGGCCCCCAACCCCACCCCUAUCCCCACCCCGGCUCCUGCCCAGCCGAUCCAGAUCAGCAGCCUGACCACUGAGCCCAAGCAGACUGUUAAACCCGAGCAGAAGGCCGUCGUCAGCCUCCCCUCUUCCUCCACUCCUCCACUGUCUCCUCCUGCCAGACCCAAGAAAGAGGAGAGCCCAGAGAAACUGGCCUUCAUGGUGUCCUUGGGUCUCGUAACACACGACCACUUGGAAGAAAUCCAGAGCAAAAGGCAGGAGAGGAAGAGAAGAACGACGGCCAACCCGGUGUACAGCGGCGCCGUGUUUGAACCCGAGAGGAAAAAGAGUGCAGUGAGUUACCUGAACAGCCCUCUGCACCAGGGGACCAGGAAGAGAGGUCGCCCACCCAAAUACAGCAGCGUCCCGGAGCUGGGCAGCCUCACCCCGACCUCCCCCUCCAGCCCCGUCCAUCCCCUCCCCCUGCCCAGCCCCAGCUCUGGGGAUGGAGACAUCCAUGAGGAUUUCUGCACUGUGUGCAGACGCAGUGGCCAGUUGCUCAUGUGCGACACGUGUUCUCGUGUUUAUCACCUGGACUGCCUGGAUCCACCCCUGAAAACCAUUCCUAAAGGCAUGUGGAUCUGUCCAAAAUGUCAAGAUCAGAUCCUGAAAAAAGAAGAAGCCAUUCCCUGGCCCGGCACACUGGCUAUUGUUCAUUCCUACAUCGCUUACAAAGAAGCUAAAGAAGAGGAGAAACAGAAGCUGAUGAAAUGGAGUUCUGAGCUGAAGCUGGAGCGAGAGCAGCUGGAACAGAGAGUCAAACAGCUCAGCAACUCCAUAACGAAAUGCAUGGAGACCAAAAACACCAUCCUGGCUCGUCAGAAGGACAUGCAGCUUUCCCUGGAAAAAGUCAAACACCUGAUUCGCCUCAUCCAAGCCUUCAAUUUCAACCAAGCCCUGGCAGAGACAGAGGGCAAGGACGGCAGUGCGAGAGUCCAGGACGGUGCUGAAGGAGCAGUCGGCUCUGAAGCCGCACCAGAAGCCAACUCUGCAGAGAAAGCGAAGGCCGGGAGCUCCUCGGCCAGCGGCAGCACUGAUGUGAACGACAAACAAGAGGAACACGGGACCGCAGGGAACAACCAGACGACAGGAGCAGUAGGAGGAGACUCCAGCAGCCAGGCUGUCCUAGAAGACAGCGUAGUCCUAACAGCAGAUAACUGCCCCGGCGUAGCGGCAGGGGGUAAGGCAGGGCCUGGUGUUGGAGCAGGGGGACGGGGUGACACAGGGACUGGUCUCCAGGUGGAGGUUGUGACCAAGCCUGAGACUGCGGCAGCUCUGGCGGUUGACAUUCCCACUUCCUCAGUGGUCGCGACUGUUGCCACCACCAACGGCACGGCCGAGUCGGCCUGCCCUGACCGCAGCCCCGCAGGAGGCUGCACCACCACCAACUCUGAGAACAAGAUGACUGCCGUCCACCCUCCAGAGACAGCGGUGGAGAAGACGCAGGAGGAGCUCACUGACAGUGACGGCAGCAACACCAACAACAGCAAAACCUCAGAACCCUCCCAGCAUUCUUUGCCAGCUCUUGUCAGCAGUUUGGACAAUAAAGAGUAAUGCUACGUCUCUUGAGUUGUGGGAAUUCAAACAUAUAUAUUAAAAAAAAAGACUCUUGCUUGCACCGUACGGUGCCCUGAAGUUGCCAAUCUGUAUAAAUGUUGUUUGUUUGCAUUGUAUUGUCAGACUGUGUCAAUGGUAGAUAUACAGCCCAAGUCACAUGACUCUGGGAAGACGUAGGCCGCCCCGCCCACAGCGCUGGGGUACGGGAGGGCUUACGUUCCAGUGUCAUCAUGCCAAUUAGUGAUAGACGUCAGUGGUGGGAAUGCUCAAAGGGAGAUUUAAUUCAUCAUCACACCAGUGUGUGCCUGUUCUAGUGGCCCCUGUGUUCUCUUGUGGGGUGGGGAGACGGUUCACAUGGGUACAGAGAAAACCGAGAACAUGGAACCAAACAUCUGUCAGGGGUCUAAAAAGCAGUGUUGUGAUAGAGUAUGCGUACUGAAAAGAGAACCUGUUCAUCUCCUCGUCCCAACGAACUUAAUGUGAACAACCUUUAACUUCUGCAGUUCCCCAUAAUCUCCUCUAACCUUUGAAUCACCCCAAACCUUAACCAAUAAGUCUUACCUAACCCCUAACCCCUACCUCUGCCCAUCCAAAACAGACUUUCCUGACUUCCCCUUUAACCAACAACUUAAACCAUCUUCAGCCAGCACAAAAAGGUUCAGGACGCUUCAAACAAAAGUUCUUACUGUGUGUCGUGUGAACACAUGUUAAGGCCGAAGUGUUUAUAGCUGUUCAAAAGUCCACACUCGAAGGCUGGCUGGUCAUUCUCACUGUCAGAACGUCUCCUCGAACGAAGUCAAACAAAAAAGACCCCUUGAGAGUAAAGUUCAAACCUCUCAACCGGCCAAUCGCUGUGUUAAAUGUGAUGUUUGAAUUGCUGGUUUUGGAAAGUUACCUGCUUUGUUUGCAGCAUACUGACACCUUUACAUUGACCCCUCCAUCAACCUGCGACUGAAGUCAUCUUCCAGUAGCGGUAACCUUCCUCUUGUGACUAAAAGUCAAAUUUAGGUCCACCAGCGAACUAACGACCCCGCCCUCCUAAUCCCAAAUGGGCUCAAACAAACCAGUUUGUGCAAUCUGACAGAUGCAGCCCGACCCAGUUUGUCGGGACACGAGAUUCAGACGCUGUUUGGCGAUCUGUUGUUUGAAGCGUACCGAUGCCUUUAAACUAACGUCUCUAACUUCCAAAUCAACCUACGACUUUAACCGUGUUCAUUUAACAAAAAACCCAACCUGUCCUAUCGACCAAUAACCUUUCCUAGUGACCAAAACUCAAACCUAACAACCCAAACCCAGUUAACUGAAGACUCCACCCUCUCCCAGCUGGCCAAUGACUGAACCCCCCCCCCAUCUCUUUCCCUACUCGAAUCCCUGAGCUCAGGCAGAAAAGACGCUGAGCGUCGUGUUCAGCAGGUACGGAGGACGAGGUCGAACAGGCGCGGUAGCCUAACAGAUGUUAUCAGUGGUGUCGGUCAAGUGUAGUGAUUGAGUUUUUCAUUCGUGAGUCAAGUGUGUCAACUGUGAGCACUAAAUGUGAAAUUGCAAUAUUGCAAUGUCAACACACACAAACUAUCUGGGCUGUGUUUCUUUUUUAUAGGAAAAGAUAUUCAGGUCUUCCUAGUCUUCAGAAUAAGUGCUUUCUGUUCCUGAACCUGCUGGACUGGCAUUAUCAACACAAAAAGGAAUCCUCUUUUUGAAGUGGUGAUCUUUGCAUUAAGUACAUUUCUGUUGAAUCCUGAACUGCCAAAAUGAUGUUGUAUCCAAAUUCAGCAGGGACAAGUCCACUUACUGUAUUGAAAGAUCAAAUCAUUGGCGUUGUAAGAUUUAGAAGCUACCAUUUCAGAAAUUGGACGUCCCCAGAUUGAGACAGGAGAGCUUAUUAAACAAUAACAUUAAAGGAACUUUUUGUUCCUUGAAAUGGAAGGAUUUGUUGUGUGAACCUGCUCCUUCAGGUGGAUCUCACAGGACAAUACCACAAAUCCUGAGAUUAAAGCACAAGCUUGCUGCAUUACAAAGAAGUGCUGAAGAGCUUUUUGUAUGUUAAUAUGGAAUUAAACAGAGUAUGCAUCUCUUUGUUGUGAUGUGACUUAUCCCCACAUUGCCAAUAUUUUUCUAGGAGGAAAUACAAACCUCUGUCUGACAUCAAUGCUCAAGUCUAGUUCAUAUUUUCGGGAGGAAUUGCUGGGCUUCUGUCUCAGAAAGCCCUUCAUCCCCUCACACAUCUCUUUUCUUUCUGGAGCAUGUCUGGGCUGCAACGUGAUGCUGUUAUGUGUUGGCUUGGUGGCUGUCAGUUCGGGUCUGUCUUUGUCUGGUGAACUGAUCAUGACUUCUGGCUUGUUGGGUACGGGGCAUUAACAAACUCUGGUCUGCUCUUUAACUCGCUGGUUGUGCUGGAAUUUCUUUCUUUCUUUCUUUCUUUUUUGCAAUAUUUGAGUUUUGCUCACAUUUUUAUUCGUCCAACAACUUAUUCGCCCCGAUGAGAUAAUUCUAGGGAAUGCAGUGUCCGUAUUUCCGUCAGGGUCAACAAGUUUUCAUUCAUCCUGUAAAAUAUCUCCUCCUCCACUGGUUGGCUCAAAACGUGGUUCAUGUCCCCUCAGGAUGAACUGUACUGAACUCUGGUGGUCCUCUGACUUCCCAUCUAGCGCCAUCAUCAGGUCAACAUGUUAACUGAUGACAUUCCCAUCAGCCUCAGCUGUACGCUGUGUUUACUGCUAAUUAGCUAAUGUUAGCAUGCUAACACGCUAAACAAAGAUGGCGAACAUUCUAUGUGGUAAAAAUCAGCGUGUUAGCAUGCUGAUAUUAGCAUGUUAUAUUAGCAUAUAACAGAGCUCUCUCGGUGCAGGAGGAAAUUCUUAAACAAUAAAAUAAUAUUGAUGCCUCUUUCUGCACAGACCUCCAAAGCAUCGUAAACAUGCACAUGAUGGUGGGGUUGAAUAUGUUGUUGGGCGACUGUGAAAUAAGCUGUUACUGGUGUCAUUUUUUCAUAUCAUACGGACUCUUGUAACUGAAUCAGCAUAUCUGACACAUGAUUAUCUGACAUCAGCUGUACAAACUGCCUUCAUUCAGAAGAUCCCAGAAAAAGAAAGCAGAGGAAAUCUCUGUAACAUUUCCACACGUUUGGCCACAGUGCUGUCUGAUAAAUGUAAUUUGUGUCUAAUGGAGAGUUUAGCCAUUCGAACGUGGACGGAAGAGACUGGCCAGGGAUGCAAUCCAAAAGAAAACGGCAACUUUAACGUCCCCGGUUCCUUAUGAAGUCCAUUCGUUGUGUGUUUUGUUCUUUGUCGGCUUACUCGGGUGGACGUUCUUCUUCUUUCAACAUGUCGGCCUGUGUUCACUCAUGGAUAGAGCAGCGCAGUCUUUCACUCUCUUCACUCAACAAGUUUUUCUUUGAACACACCCAAACUUGUGUUCCAGACAAACUGGACCUUUCCCUCUGUACAGUAGGUACCUCGAGUGCCUUUCUUCAAACAGCAGAUAAUAUUUGUCUCUUGACUUGCACUGUGACUUGUAGAACCUUACUAACCCUCCAGAUGAUCCUCCCUCCCAACCCGACCCGACCCGACCCGACCCGCCGUCCUCUGGACUGUCCCAUCCCACCAAGCUCCUUCAAACUCCGGAGCACAAACCCGGUCCCUUCACCUCAGGCUGCCAGAAGUCAAUGCGAGUUGAAACUACAUUUCAUAUUAUGGCGUUUAGAUUGACCAGAUAGUGUUUUGUUGUUGUUAAUAAUAGGAGUUGCCUUAAAUGUCUUUUAUUUUCCUUUUUUACGUGAUUAACUCUUACCAUUAGGGGGGAAAAUAUCGCUGCAGGCGCUGGGGAAGCUCAGAGGUAGUUGGCUGAAAACCUGGCGCUCAGCGGCCAAUAAAAUGCUCCAAAGAGGGACUGUUGAUUGAUCUUUUGUGCGGUGUGACAGCCAGUUGUUUUGUGAUGCACUUUUGGUUUGACCAGUAUUAUUAGUCUAAAAAUGGGACCCGUCAGCAGAAUCGCAGUCAUGAAUCUGGCUCUGGAUUUGAGUUCCUAGUUUUCCCUGACUGGUCCUGAGUCAGGACUCGGGAGCUCUUUUUGUUUUCCCUCGUCCAUCAUUCCGUCUGUGCUGUGGUUCUUCUUGUGUUUCGGAAGAGGGAUGAGUUUGCUAAAUCAGGUCACGUGAGCCGGAGCCUGUGUGCAUUUGGUACGAACAAACUAACCUGCACCCUGACGGACAGACUUAGACCCAAUUAGCAACAUCUGUCCACUCAGUCCGGUGGAACGCAUGCCUUCUUAUGCAAAUUUUUAUACAAGAUUUGUCAAACCUUUUUUAAUAUGCAUUUGUUUUUGUUUUGUUUUUUUAAGUUUUUAUGUGAAACUCAAGUCACCUUUUAUUUCCUUUUGAACAUUCUGGCAUCUGAUGCCAAACGUGUGCAGUUUAGGCGUUGGAACAGUUUCGGUAGCCAUCCUCCACUUCCUCCUGACGUCAUGUUUUUAUGGUCGGAGCUGAGAAGGUUUUGGCUCCUUAGUUUAGAUUUUAAUUUGAACUUGGCUAAUGCACCACGCUGAAUGUGGGGAUCCCAGCAGGGCUUUAAGGGGGCCGGGCCUCGAUCAAGUCUUAAGGUCUAAAUUGUGUCAUUUCUAUUGAGUCAAGCUCUAAAGGUGAAUUUUUAUCCAAAGAACACUGCACAUGUGCAUUUCUGUUUGGAAGCCUUUAUGUAGUUGAUGCAUAUCAUUUGGAAAUUCAUUUCUGCGUCGGCAUCGUGUGCAUUCACCGAGCUGGACAAGGACCAUGUGUUGGCAGCUGAGAGCUGUUAGUCUUAUAUGCAUUCAGUAUGUUCAUCUCCAGUUCCCUGUGUGGUGAAGUAGUUCAGUCCGACUCGAGUCUUUUCAGAUUUUAGUUUUUAAAAAACGAUCAAGUCAUGAUUGUGGCCUUCUAGUAUUUUGUCGAUACAUGACAUCAACCCGUUGUUACCGCUCACCAUCCAUCCUGUCCGGACCCAACUGUACACCUGAAGCUUCUUACCUCAUCCACAGCUAAUUCCAUCGGGGGUGUGUUGAGUGCAAAAAAAUAAAAUAACCUAAAAAACAAAAUAAGUCUUUUUUUAUCUUCCAUUUGGUGAGAUGCAUUGUAGCGAUAUGAAUAAAGAAAAAGUUCACCUGGUGUGCUGAAUAAUGUGUAAAUUGGUAAUUACACAAUCUGAAUAUUUGUAUAAUUGUUUGUAUUUUUUCAUAAUGAUUUUGGAAAGGAAUGUGUUUAUUUUUUUGACUUCUGUUCCAGAUGUGUCUUCUGUUGGCCUGACAUUGUGACUGGUCUGGUGGGAUUCUUACCUCUGUAUUGAGCCUCUUCUGUGAUGAAUUCUUUGUAUGCAGUGUUUAGGAAAUACUGUAGGGAACAUGGGGAGGAGUUGAUAUUAGGAGCAUUUGAUCAAUUUGUAUUUAUUUAUUUUAUCAUUUUGUUAAUAAAUUGUGAAAAGCA